Molecule: messenger RNA, 2737 nt
Organism: Aricia agestis (brown argus)
Lineage: Eukaryota; Metazoa; Arthropoda; Insecta; Lepidoptera; Lycaenidae
Gene: rib
Exons: 2
Coding region: 299-1783 (494 amino acids)
Biological process (GO): regulation of transcription by RNA polymerase II
Cellular component (GO): nucleus
Molecular function (GO): protein binding; DNA binding
Source: RefSeq, a predicted model, not a curated record
ACGCAAUUGCACUGCACUCUGUCGCUGUGCGUGCGUAAAAAGCGCACGCAGGAGGCGCGGGGGAGGUGCGGGGGAGCGGAGAGGACCGCGAGCGCUCGCCUGCAACAAACAGUCCACGAUAGACGCUCGGAAGAGCACGCCGCCCCCACAGGGCGUAUUCCAGUCUACGCGAACAACCCUCUACUAACUUCGUGCAGUGUUUCAAAAUUGUUUCACGCGAUCGUUUCAAAAUUAUAAAUAAGGACAAUAAUUGAAGUGAAUUUUUGAGGAAUUUUCGAAAAAAUCACAAUUCCAAAAGAUGGGGAGUAACGAAGGACAGCAGACUUUCUGUCUGAAAUGGAAUCACCACAAGACAAACCUGGUAGAAAUACUGGACGCCCUGAUAAAAGUCGAAACCUACGUCGACUGCACGCUAGUCGUCGACGACCACGUCACGUUCAAGGCGCACAGAGUCGUGCUCGCCGCCAACUCCCCCUACUUCCAGUCCAUCCUGGCCGACGUCUCGAUGGACCACUGCAGCAUCAUAUUUCCCGGGGUCAAGGACUUCGAGAUGCGAGCGCUCCUGGAGUACAUGUACACCGGCGAGGUCAACGUCACGCAGGCUCAGAUCCCCCGCAUCAUGAGAGUCGCCGAGCAGCUCGAGGUCAAAGGUCUCUUCGACAUGAGCGAGCUCCGGCGGGGCUCCACCAUCAGCGAGAGGAAUUCGGCCACCUCCCCCCCUAUGAUAGUUCCCGCCGCACCCUCGAGCGUAUCCCCGCCGGCCGUCUCCAACCGCUGGCAUCCUCCCCCGGUCGCCCCCGUCCUGUCCGCGGCCUACGAGUCGGUCGACAUGAAUCCGUUGAAACGUAAGAAGCUAUCCAGCAUGCUGGCCACCCGCGAUACUCCCAUCCUCAGAAACGUUCUGGCGCAGGCCACCCCCGUGGACUCCUCCCAGCCCAUGUCCCUCGUGUGCCAUCCGGUGACCGCUCACGAAUCCAGGCUGCAGUCGAACGGAUCGGCACACGAGGCCGACCGACCCGGGAGUCCCCCGCGACCCUUUGAUUAUAGACCUCGUCGCCUGUCGUCCCGCCCCUCGUCCCCGCACUACAACCGCUCCGACCGCUCCGAGGACGCUCACUCCCCCUACACCGAGAGGUCGUUCGAGGAGGACAGCCAGCGCACCUUCCAACCGUCGUCGCCACCUACUAAUUUCCAGCAGGACGUGCGGGCCGGCCUGGCCCCCUACGUGCCGCCCCAGCAGAAGCCUGAGUGGAAGCGCUAUAAGCAGUACACCAGGUCGGACAUCAUGUCGGCGAUCGAGUGCGUCCGAAACGGAAUGAGCGCACUGCAGGCGUCCCGCAAGUACGGCGUCCCGUCGCGCACGCUCUACGACAAAGUCAAGAAACUCGGCAUCACGACGAGUCGGCCGAUGAGCCGGGGGAUCAAGAGGGAGUCAAACGGCGCGGCUUUUCCUUACGGCUUGAGCGGCACCGGCGGCAGCGAUGACGCCUCCGCGACCACGCCGCUCAUAGAUCCCUCCUUUCUUCAACAAGCCCUAGAAGGCGCCACGAGGGACGGAGGCCGAGAAGCUCUACACGCCAUGGCUCUCGCCGCCGCAGCACACGCGGCGCUGGCUCCGCGCACCCCGCCCCGGUCGGCGCCGCAGUCCCCGCGCUCGCUACACACCGACGACGACCACGUCGAGGACCUGUCGGUGUCGCGUCGCCGCGACCCCGACCCCCCGGCCGGUGUCAUCGUCCCCCCGCGCAACUUCGCCCUGGACUGCGGAAGUGAACGAGACUAGACGCCGCACGCUACAAAACGAUCUUAAAAAGACUGACUUAGACGUACAAAACUAGUAUGUAAGGCAUUUUCUGCUAGGACGCGCCUGUGCGCUCUGACCGGGCGCUCCGGCCGGGUGAUUGCAAUGGGCCCCGGGGCCACUUUCGUUCUACCUCUAUAGUUCUUAUCUAUUUAUUUCUUACUCUAUAGAACCAUAUACGAAAUCAAAUUUCCGUUACUUGGUGACAUUUUAAUGAUUGUUUAUUUUCUUUGCAAAUUAUCCUCGUUUUAAAGUAAUGUGUUCAUUAGUUUAUAGUAUUUAAGUUAGCUUUAAUGGUUUAAUGUUAUCUCGCACGGAGCGGUGUACAGCCACGGUCUAGAAGGCAGUGCCGGCCACGCCACUCGGCAGAGGCUCCGCCUAGUCUAGUAAUUGUAUAGAUAUCUUAGUGACUGUGAUGUUCAUAGACUGAUAGCCGCCAUUACCUCACAACAAGUCUCUAGUCCGCCGCACCUCAGCGACAUCUCGAUCGUCCUUCAACUGUUUCCUCCGCCUGGGUUACAUCCUACCACCCGGUGCCCGCGGUGCUCGUUAUGCUCCUGCAGCAUACAAUUGUUUCCUAUUAACUACGGGUUUGAAUUUUGUGAUUGCCAUAAUUGUUCAUUGUUGAUUUUUACGAAUUGUGUAUCGAUUUGCACUUGCACCGGUGUAAUUUCGAAGGUUAGAUAGUAAAUGAAAGCGUUUAAAUGCUCAAUGUAGAAUACCACGUCUUUCUACACGUAAAAUGUUAAUCUAAGGACCUAAUUCAUGUGUAAGAGUAGGUAUUAGGUACCUAUGUUUUAAGCGUUUGGUUAGAGCUUUAGUGUGAACAACUUACCUAAAAGUUAUUUUAGAUUUACGCCGUCGCAAUAUUGUUAAUUACUCGGUUGGUCAAAUCAUAAAUAUAAAGCGCGACCUAAUUAAAUAUUUUUUUUUGGU